CCAUACAUGGCACCCUCCUACAACACAAAAAUUUAAACAGAAGGGAAAACCACCCCCUUAUCCUACCGCCGCUAUCCCCUGCCCUGCCCUGCUGCCUCCAAUAGAAUGCGCGCCCCGGUGAGGCCGCCGCAGCCGCCGCGCCUCUCGUCGCCUCUGCCCCUCCAAGCUCUCAGACCCAGCUUCCACUCCUCUCUCUCCACCUGCUCCUCGUCUUCUUCUUCUUCUUUUUCAUUCCUCUUCGGUUUCAGACCGAGGCGCUUCCACUUCCUCAAGCCCUGUUCGUCCCUCAAAGAGACCAAGAAGCAGCAGACCCUCACGAAAGCCCCCACAGCGGCGCCGCAGAGUUUCAGGAGGCUCUUGAAUCUUGGCCCCAAGAACGAUGAUGGCGAGGAGAGCGGCGGCGAUGGAGGCCUGGAAGGGGAGACUGCUCUUAAAGGUACCCUUUUGGCGGGGCUGUUUCUUGUGGGUGUGGUUGGAGGGUUUGGUACUGUUGGGUACAUCUUUAAGGACCAGAUCAACGCCUUCUUGAACCAGUUUUCGGGUUUCAUUGAAGGUUAUGGGCCAGCUGGAUAUGCUUUAUUUGUAGCAGUUUAUGCUGGGUUAGAAAUCCUUGCCAUACCAGCUAUUCCAUUGACCAUGUCGGCUGGUCUCCUCUUUGGUUCUAUUACUGGAACUAUCAUUGUCUCCAUCAGUGGAACAGUGGCUGCAAGUGUUGCUUUUCUAAUUGCCAGAUAUUUUGCCCGUGAUCGCAUUCUUAAGUUGGUGGAAGGAAACAAGAAAUUUCUUGCAAUUGAUAAGGCGAUUGGAGAAAAUGGUUUUAGAGUUGUUACACUUCUCCGUUUGAGCCCUUUGCUUCCUUUUUCUCUUGGGAAUUAUUUAUAUGGACUCACAUCUGUGAAGUUUGUUCCUUAUGUGCUUGGAAGUUGGUUGGGGAUGCUUCCAGGAACAUGGGCCUAUGUUAGUGCUGGCGCAUUUGGGCGAGCAAUAAUUCAAGAAGAUACUGAUCUGGGUCUGUCCGGGGGAAACAGUCAGCUAGUUACACUCGGUCUAGGACUACUGGCAACAGCUCUAGCUGCGGCGUAUGUUACAAAGCUGGCUAAGGAUGCUGUCAAAGAUAUUGAGUAGAUAAUGGCUGAUGACUGUUUGAAUCAAGCAUAGAUGAUACCGCCCGGAUUUAUAAUCCUGAAGGUGUUAGUUCAUGUAAAUUGAAUUGUAUCAAUUACCCAAAUGAAAGAACUGACAAUUUUUUAGCUGUAUGGACCAUCUACCAUGCAUUAUAGAAUUAAUGAAUGAUUUUAGUUGUA
Messenger RNA from Diospyros lotus (date-plum), 1304 nucleotides. RefSeq lists its product as uncharacterized. NCBI's taxonomy places the organism in Eukaryota, Viridiplantae, Streptophyta, Magnoliopsida, Ericales, Ebenaceae. The coding region runs from base 106 to 1125 and encodes 339 amino acids. The transcript has 7 exons. The record is from RefSeq and is a predicted model, not a curated record.